Messenger RNA from Cololabis saira (Pacific saury), 2053 nucleotides. RefSeq names its product ubiquitin-like 3b (gene ubl3b). Gene Ontology annotation, molecular function: protein binding. The transcript has 6 exons. The record is from RefSeq and is a predicted model, not a curated record. The coding region runs from base 227 to 580 and encodes 117 amino acids. NCBI's taxonomy places the organism in Eukaryota, Metazoa, Chordata, Actinopteri, Beloniformes, Belonidae.
CCGGUGUAUUUCCUACCAUUAGCCCCCGAAACCCCGAGUCAACUGUUCCGAUAUCCUUCUGCCCUCGAAAAGUUCCCCAUGAAAAGCAUUACACGGUGAUUCGUCAACUCAACUGAAUGCAACAUUUCGUCACAUUCGUCAGAUGCAGGGCUCUGGCCCCGUCUCCCACAGCUGAAACACACCAGUCUCGCCCUCUCUGCUCCACCUACUUCCUCCUCGCUGAGCCAUGACCAGCCAGACGGAUCUUGACAUGGUUCAUCUCCGCCUUAUCUUAGUCAGUGGCAAAACGGAAGACUUCACUUUUUCCCCGAACGAUUCAGCCACAGACAUCGCCAAGCAUGUUUUUGACAACUGGCCAGAAGGGUGGGAGGAGGAACGGGUGAGCAGUCCCAGUAUACUGCGCCUCAUCUUCCAGGGACGCUUCCUUCAUGGCAACGUCACCCUGGGAGCUCUAAAACUGCCACCAGGCCGAACGACCGUCAUGCACUUGGUUGCCAGAGAGACCCUUCCAGAGCCCAACUCUCAUGGUCAAAGGAACAGAGAAAAAACCACAGAAAGCAACUGCUGCCUCCUCCUGUAAAGAAACCGAAACCACCCCCCCCCCCCCCUGCCCAAAUGUCACAAACAAAACAUCUAAACAUGCUCACACUUUUUUUCUGUUCUCUCUUGUGGGUAAUACCAUCAGCUGCAGACUUGGAAUAAAUCACAGGAAGUCCUCACGGGGCUGUCAGUCUUUUGUGUUGAACUGUUUUCCAAUUUGAGGGUUUUUCUUUUUUUUUUUUCAUUUUUCUUUUUUAUGUGCCAAUAUAUACACCCUCAGCUCCCAAACUUGUACUCUAUCAGCAUUAGAUGUUGUUGGUUAUCGUUUUUAUUUGAAUAUCCAACAAUGCCUACGCUCUGUCAUAGAUCUUUUCACUGCUGGAAGCAUUUUUAAAAAGCUGUCAUACGUAGUGAAAAAUAACCAGGAACUCCAUCGCUCUUCAUGGACACAGAAGUGCUGUAAAGGAUUUUUGGGCUUUACCCCUUUCCAAAUAUUCAUAUGAACAUUUCCCAAGGUCUUAACUGAAUGGUGUUAACCCUCUCAUUGCACUUAACAGUUCUGAAGUGUUUGUGAUUCAUCUUUCUCUUGCUUUAUUUUUCAUUUUGGUCACACAAGCUUGACCUAAAAUCCCCACGUGGUAGAAGAUGUGCCAUCCUCCUCCUAGACUGUUUCUGCCCCACGAACAGCUUGUAUCGGCACAUUGGUGUUUCUGACAGUGGACCAGUGGAGAAUACACUUCAUCAGGAGGAGCUGCGUAAAUAUGGAACAGACUUGCAGCGAGGCUGGCAAGUGUCUAUUCAGAGGAUUUGCUCGAGUUGUUUUUGAACCACGAGUGGAGGCUUUAUAGGCCAGACUGUCCAAUGAUUCCUUUCGGUCGAAGCCGACAUGGUGGGCCAGUUAAACGCGGACAGAAGAAGCAGCAGAAGAUGGAAGGAGCCGUGCCGUCUGUGUGGGCCAACCCACCCCCCACCCCCCCUUUUCUUUUGCUGAACACUCAAAAUGAAGCAGAGGGAGUUUUCUCCCACUGGAUGAAGACAAAUUAAGGAAAGCUGGGUGGUGGUUCACCUUCUUGUCGUUUGGAUGCUGUUGUUUCUUCUCGUUUGCCUUUUAUUGUGGAAUUCAGUAAUAUCAUUAAUAUUGAAAUUUAAAAGUAUCAAUUUUUAUCUUGUGUAUAGGUAUUUGUUGAAUUUUAGUGAGGGUGAGUUUGUGUGCGAGUGUGCUUGAGGGUGUGCGAUGCACGUGGCUUACUGUAUGAGGACUAGUAAGGGCAUGUGGUGUUUUUAAAAUAAAUAUAGCCGGUGCACUGGGAUUGUUGAUGGGCUGCGGUUUCUUCAGAAACAGUCUGGAACCUUUUGAUUCCUUCCAUUGAGUGUCAUUUGGUUUGUGUAUUUGUCGAUCAGUGUCACUGCUAUGACGUUUAGCUCAGUAUGAAUAAAUGUAAAAACUAAAUGCAAUGUGGUCUACAUAAAAGCUUGUAUUAUAAAUUAAUAAAUCUUUACAUAAGGCAACUUC